CCGGCCCUCCCCGUCGACGUUACGCACGCAGCCGUGGCGUGCCCGCGAGCCAAAUAACAUGGAGUCGUCCGUCUGGCGUCUUCAAGGGAUCCAUGCAAAAGCCUGAAGCGGCGAUCAAACGCAAACUUUCUACACCGGAGCGUCCGAAGCGUGUCUCCGAGCGUCGUGUCGGUGCGUAAAAAGGCGUCUGUGAGCUGAAGUAUGACGAUCGGCGCAUAAACGGCGCGCCGUCCCCUACCAUCCGCAAACCAGCUCCGCUUUCAACGAGGAGGAGGCUGCACAAUGUAGGAGGUCUGGUCACUGAGGGACUCCAUACUGUUCUCUGGGGGAUCAUGGAGCCUGAAGGGCCCCCUCACACCCCAGGGACCAGCUAUGGGCCCCGGACUCCCAACUCAGCACAAAACUCUGAUGCAUCCAUCUUCCUCAACUGCACCUCAGAGCCUUCAUGUUCUCCCAAUGUGAGAGACGACCUGAUGUCUGCCAAAUGCUCGUUGGGCCACAAUGGAGAUGAGACCUCUGAGCAGACUGAGAGCAUUCAGCCCAGUGCCGAUCCAGGGAGGAGUGCACAGAGGAAAUACAAGUCCUCAGCCUUUUCUUCCUCCCUGAGCUGGGACUCUGACUCGGAGAAAGAAAUACUAGAUGAGGACGAGCUACAGCACUUUUCAAACCCUCACGGUCUGGCUGCUCACAGCCCUGGAUCUCCUUCUUCUGGACUCAGACUUGAUAAUGAAGAAGAGAAACAACCUGAAAAAGCGCAGAGCUCGCAUAAUAAGAUGGGCACGUCUGACCCUGUGGAGGGACAGGCCAACGGAAGCACAAAGACAGAAGGGCCAAAUACACCUCAGCUUCAACUUGCCGAAUUGUCAGAGAGCAAAGUCUGGAAUCUAUCUGAGGGAGCUGAAGUGUUUCUGUCCAAAGUAAACCCAGAAGACGCUUGCCAAGUGGAAGAUGAAGGAGGUAAUGGUGAAAGAGAGGACAUAAAAGAGAUCCAGGACUCUGAGGAGAGAGAUGUAUACACCUUCCCUGGAGAUUCAGACCCCGAGAGUCCCCCGCCAGCCCCCUGGGCUCACUGCACAUUUGUUCAGCGGUGCCGAAAGAAGAGAGUCUUGUUGAAGCCCUUCUCUGGCCUCAGCACAUGUAAGUCCACAGUGCCUGAGACAGAAAGCCAGUCUGGAUUGAGUCCCCAAAAAUCUAAAACUGCAGAGCUAGAACAGUUGAGUCAAGAAGGUGGGAACUGUGACUUUGAGGAACCCAACUUGGGAGGAGUGGAAGAACAGUCAGAGUUUACAGAAAGUGACGGACUCAAAGAAGAAAGUGGGGUUGAGCCCAACAAAGAAAUUUUCACCUGUGUGGAAUGUAGCAUUUACUUCAAAAAGCAGAUCCACCUGCAGGAGCACAUGUUUGAACACUGUCAAAGUGAUUCAGGGGGUGACAGGAGGGACCCUUUAGGAAAAGGUUGCCCCUUUCGGUGUGUGGAGUGUGGAUGGAACUUGCCAAAUAGGCUUGAGCUGACGCAACACCAAAGGAUGCAUGAAGAGUCCCGUGUGAAGAUCCUGGAGGAGAUAGAGAAGCUGAAUGAAAAUGGGAAAGCAGAGGAGAUUCCAAAAUCAGAUCCAGACUCUGCUGCUGUGCAAGAAGAAAGCUCAGUCUUGAUCAAAUCGCCACCUCUAUCCCCAGCCACCAUACCGACACUGGACACAGAACCAGCAAUUCUUGCCUCGGACACAACUCCAGCAAAUUCAUUUCCAACCCAACCACAGUCCCGAGCUGUUUCGUAUCGUCGCCGCUUUUUCUGCUCCAAGUGUAACUUCAGCACAAGAACCUCACAGGCACUGUCUAAUCAUGCAAAGACCCACAAUAGAAGGAAAACAGCAAACACCCCAAGUCUCCGGAUUAAAGGUCUUGUGGAUGAUCAUGCCCUAUCCCGUAGUUCCACUUUACGUUUAGCACCCAGUUCUCUGGCCUGUGCUCACUGUGCCUUUGUAACACAGAACCCAUCUAUUUUGAGGCAGCACCAAAAACUGGUUCACCCAGGAGACACCUCCAUCAGUAGGCCGUGGAGUGAUGUGAUUAGCCGCCAUUCAAAGUCAGGUGUGGGUGCUUUAAUUUCCAACAGCUUGGUAGAUUCAGACCAUGUGUCUGGGUCUGGAUCCACCAGUACUCUAGAGGGCAGUCAGCAAGAAGUCAUUAUUGUGGAGGACAGCACAGAACCCGAGGGUGAUCCAGAUAAACCAGCUGGAGAGGUUUUUAAGAUCACAAGGAGAUCCAACAGGAGAGGGAAGGAUUGGACUGAACAGGACACAUUUCAACUCAGGUUAGAGGAUAAUGAGCUGUCUGGGAGUGACACGGAACAAGAUGAACAUCAGAGCACAGAUCUUCCCCAAAAGGAGUCACCUGUGAGACUGAAACCACACACCAGAGCACAAUCCCGCACAGAUGACUGUUCAUCGCAGCCUUUAAAGGAUGAAGAAAAGCAGAAAAUGGGGAAAGACUCAAAAGUUCCUUUCCUGAGGAGGAGCAGCCGGGUUACAGCUGCUUCUGCUAAAAUCGACAGCGAUGAUGACGACGGUGUUGACGCGCAGCGCAUGCGACGCUUCCUGUCAAAGAGCAUCUGGAUCGAAGACAAAGACGAGACGGAUGAUGAUGCAGAAAUGCUGAAGAGCGUUGAGAGGAAAUGUCCCUACUGCCCUGAUCGAUUCCAUAAUGGCAUUGGGCUCGCCAAUCAUGUGAGGGGCCACCUGAACCGAGUGGGUGUCAGCUACAAUGUUCGUCACUUCAUAUCUCCAGAGGAAGUCAAUGCCAUUGAGAAGAAGUUCUCUUAUCAGAAAAAGAAGAAGAAAGUUGCCAACUUUGACCCUGACACUUUCAGUGUGAUGCACUGUGAGUUCUGUAGUGCUGGGUUCGACACCCGAGCUGGCCUGUCUAGCCACGCCCGAGCCCACCUCCGUGACUUUGGCAUCACUAACUGGGACGUUACCAUCUCCCCAAUACACAUCCUGAGGGAACUGUUUCCCAGCAGACCUGAACUUGAAAUGCCCACAUCUUCCCUGCAGAGCUCCGAGGAUGACGAGGAUGAUGAGGAAAUAAUUGAGAUAAAGCUGGAGGGCGAGUCAGGUGAAAGGUCACCAAGUACUUCUAAUGUACCCAAUUCAGCAUCACCUCAUCCGUGGAAGACCGAAGAUGAAGAAAACUGCGAAGGUGAUGAGGAGGAAGCAGCUGAGGAAGAAGAGGAUAAAUUGCUGAUUCCACCUCUGGAUGGUGUGAGCUUGAGAGCCACCCGGAGGUGCGAGUCAGACCGAGACAGCCUCUCACCGCAGCAGGAUGCAGACGCCAAGGUCCAUAACCUGAAGUGUCGAGUGUGUGGAGCUCAGUUUGAGACUAAGCGGGGGCUGUCCAGUCAUGCCCGUUCUCACUUGCGCCAACUGGGAAUCACGAUUUCAGAGAGUAGCGGGGCACCCAUUGCCCUCCUCUACCAGAUUGCUAAGGAGCGCAACCUAGAUGGCAAAUUAGGCUCACCCCUUCAGGAUCCCGCGUCAGCCAACAACUCCUCCUCACCUCGCAAAGAUGAAGACUUAGAAGACGAAGACGACAUGGACCUGGACGAGAAGCUGAUCCCACUCUCUCUCCUCACCAAAGCAGCAAAAGCAGUACCGCCGUCCUCUUCCUCUUCCUCCACGCCCACACCUUCUCCUGGUGGGUCUCCACCUCCGAUUCAUUCAGGCUCUCCAUCUGCAGUGGUGAGAAAAGCCCCCAUUUCUUCUCUCCUGCCUGUGUCUUCUCCCUUACGCUCCCCAGAACACAAGGCGGGAGGAAUGAAAAGCUUAACCUCUAAUGUUACCAAACCCAUCUGGGCACCACAGGAGGAUGAUGCUCCUCUCAACCUCACGCUGGAGAUGGAAGCAGACAAGGACAUUGUUUGCCAACUGUGUGGGGCCUGGUUUGAGACACGGAAGGGACUAUCCAGCCAUGCACGAGCCCACCUGCGACACUUUGGAGUGGAGUACUCUGAAUCCAAGGGCUCACCCAUUGACCUCCUCAACCACCUCAUUGACACUGAUGACUUCAAGCACAAAGCCAAUGAAUUACAGCUUGAGAGCCACGUAGAGACUCACACCCUCUCCCCAGCCAAGCAAUCUCACACAACUCUUUCAUCAUCUUUGUCUUCGUCCCUCCUCUAUAAGAUGACCACAUGUGACAUUGGGUCGACAUCCAAAGCUACCUCUUCCACUGCCUCAUCUUUGCUUGGUCCAUCAGCUAAGCGCCCCAAGUCCUCUUCCAUGCAGGUCUUCCGCUUGAGUAGUGGGGAGCUCAUGGCUCUUCCCCACAGUGACCCUCCAAAGGAAAUAGGCUGUGAGUACUGCGGGGAAUACUUUGAGAAUCGUAAAGGUCUCUCCAGCCACGCCCGCUCACACUUGCGCCAGAUGGGCAUUACAGAAUGGUCUGUCAAUGGUUCCCCAAUAGACACCCUAAGGGAGAUCAUGACAAGACGGGGUCUGCCUAGUGCCAUUCCUGCAAAAGCUCUCAGAACUCCACCUCCAUCUUCUCCAGGACCCCCUCGAUCCCCUCUGUCAUCGUCGUCUUCUCCGUCUGCUUCAGUCCUCAAUCGUGUCCCCUUUGCCUUUGCCCGCCCAUCUAGCCCUCAGCCUGUAGUGUCAAAGUCCAGCUCAGUGCCACCUCCAACCACUUCCAGUGGGCUGAUCCUCAAACUGAAGCCGGAGCCAGUACAACUGGAAGUGACUGCGCCUGCAACAGUCGGGAGAUCCACAGGGUUCUCUGCACAAUCUCAUAACUCCAGCUGGAACAGCUCUGACAGUGUGUUCCCCCUCAAUCUGGCUGUGUCCCAUCAGUCAGAGCCUACGAGGGACAUUCGCUGUGAGUUCUGUGGGGAAUACUUUGAGAAUCGUAAAGGCCUCUCUAGCCAUGCCCGCUCCCACCUGCGACAGAUGGGCAUUACACAGUGGUCUGUCAAUGGGUCACCUAUUGAUACCUUGAGGGAGGUAAUGCGCAAGAAAGGGUUAAGCACCUCCUCUAGGUCAGACCAGGGAGUGAAGAAGGAGUCGGGUCAAGGAGCCAACAGUCCUUCAUGGGAGCGCCUUGGCAGCUCAGACGGAUUGGGCAUUGCAGGUUACCAGUCCUCCAGAUUCCGUAAAUCAUCUCUCACUUUGUUGCACUCAGGCUCGAGGUUCCAUAAGCAGAGCUUGGGUUCAGCAGGAACCUCAGUACCCUCAGCUCCAGGAAAGUUUUUCAGAAUGUCCCCAUUGGGGAAGAGGAUUCUUUCUGAGGAGGGAUCCACAGUGGAGUCUACCCACUCAUCACCAAAUCAGCUUAAGACUUUCUCAUCUUCAUCUAAUGACGUCUCAUUUAGAAGAAAGGUUUCGCCGGACAAACAUGCACACCAGGAUCCAAGCUGUGAGCUCUGUGGAUUCUUCUUUGAGAACCGUAAGGCUCUGGCCAGCCAUGCACGAGCCCACCUCAGGCAGUUUGGCGUCACAGAGUGGUGUGUAAAUGGAUCACCUAUUGAAACACUUAGUGCUUGGAUUCGCAGCAGGCCUCAGAAGGUGGUGGAGAUGCACCGUAGCUACAUGCAGGGUAACCGCUCCAUCCAUAAAAAGAAGACCUCCUCUUCUUCCUCUCAGUGGUCAUCUUCUACGGUUGCAAACCUGGUGCGGUCAGCGAACCAUGACAUCAAUCAGAGCUCUUCCAAGACAGGGGACCGUGAAGCAGGUACAGAGUCACAGGCCCCACUCUCCAGGGCCGACUACGGACGUCCAGGUUCAUCGCAGCUCUCUGGGGUCCUCCCGCUUCAAGCACAGGUAGCGCGGAGUGAGCUUAACGUCCGUCUACCAAGAGGUUUUGAGCGCCGGCCGUUGAAACAUCCAUCUUGCUCAGAUGGAGGAGAGAGGGACAGUGGCCCCCCUAAAGUUCCCCGCACAAGCACCGUUCCUGCCCUGGUUCCAAAACCACCCGCUUACCCAUUGGUCAAACUGGUGGGCAAGGUCUACACCCUGAAGUGCCGAUUCUGUGAGGUGGAGUUCCACGGUCCGCUGUCAGUGCAGGAAGACUGGAUCCGACAUCUUCAGCAGCACAUCGUCAAGAUGAACUACAACAAGCCAGCUGCGCUCAAAGCAGCCUCAACUGAGCCCACCUCCCUGGCUGACGACCUAUCCCCAGGCCAGCCCUCUACUCCAGCCUCCACCUCUACCUCCAGUACCAGCUCCUCCACCCCGGUUGUAGUCCCCGUUGCGGUCACUCCUACUCCCAACAGCCACUCUCCCACGCCGCUGGCCGAGCGUGCUCCAACUGACACUGCCACAGAGACAGAACAGAUCUCACAGGAGCAGCCCACCCUCACUGAAACCCCUGUUCCCCUCCCCACCCCAAUAGUGUAACCUACAUCAGUCUUCUGAUUCCAUCUUUUCCUCCUCCCUUCACUGUUUCUUUUAUCUAUUUUUAUUCUUUUGGCCUUCAGAAAGCAUUGUUAAGAAGCACUGUUCCUCCUCUAAAGAGCUCUCUGAGCCCCAAGCCCCUUUUAAACAGCUUUCUUGACUCUUAUUAAGUCCUGUUACCAUGGGAACGAAGCUCUCCUGGCUUAUCUGUGCACGGCGGAUUGGUGAUUGCUGGAACUAUCCAAGGUUACGAGGAGAGAUGAACUCAUGUUUUGUUUGUUUAUACCGAAUGUCCAGUUGUUGACGCAGAUCGUUACUGUAUCUUUCCUGCCAUUCAGGGGUUAAUGUAGCCCUUAUCAAAGUUUAACCCUCCCUGCCUUGUCUACUACAGCGUUGACCCCUUUUUUCUUGUAAGCAGUGCGUUAUUAAGACCUGCUGGGCUUUUAUCAGUUCUCCCAAGCAUAUUUGAGUGAAAGUGUGUCCAUUUUGAUGGCCUGAGCAGCUCUUUAAAAGGUCCUGACUGAGAUUAAAUGAUACCUUAAUUUUUAAUCAUGCUAGUCUUGUGGUUGAGACUUUAAAUGUGGUAAAAUGUAGGGCCAGAUUUACAAAGUAUGGCAAUUUUAAAAAUAAAUAAAUAAAAAUUCAGUGGGAGUGGCCAGCUCUACA
Thalassophryne amazonica is the source of this 7052-nucleotide messenger RNA. RefSeq names its product protein Wiz. Gene Ontology annotation, cellular component: nucleus. The coding region runs from base 333 to 6389 and encodes 2018 amino acids. Gene Ontology annotation, molecular function: DNA-binding transcription factor activity, RNA polymerase II-specific; RNA polymerase II cis-regulatory region sequence-specific DNA binding. Gene Ontology annotation, biological process: regulation of transcription by RNA polymerase II. The transcript is spliced from 17 exons. The record is from RefSeq and is a predicted model, not a curated record. Lineage: Eukaryota; Metazoa; Chordata; Actinopteri; Batrachoidiformes; Batrachoididae.